Colletotrichum costaricense is the source of this 639-nucleotide messenger RNA. RefSeq lists its product as uncharacterized. The record is from RefSeq and is a predicted model, not a curated record. NCBI's taxonomy places the organism in Eukaryota, Fungi, Ascomycota, Sordariomycetes, Glomerellales, Glomerellaceae. The transcript has a single exon. The coding region runs from base 1 to 639 and encodes 212 amino acids.
AUGCCCGCCGAAAGGAAGAUAUCCAUCAUCGGCAAGGUUCUUAGCGGCGUGAAGAUCAAGAUGGAAAGAGCCAUCAACGGCAAAUACCAGCGCCACUUUUGCGAAUCCAACAAGGUCGAGCCCUCGCACUGCCGCCGACUCGUCAUGAUCGAAUGCACCUUUGACUUCUGCGUCAAAGCGGACGAGUUUAACAACAUCAUCACGAACUGGUUCGACCCGCACCACGGCACGCUGCCCACGAAGCUCUACAGGAAGAUGGCCAGCAUUGGCGUCAGGAAGGAGCACGCUGACGGCGUGCGCACCUCCUUUCGGGUGUUUUUGCUGUUUGGCGAGGAUAUCCCGAUCGACAUGGUCAUGAAGCGGGGUGAUCCGGAUAUCUUGCCCGAUGUUUUGAAGAUGUUGUUUCCGCUGAAUAGGGCUUCUCGUGUGAAGCGGGAGAUUAUCACGUGUGAUUGUUCUCGGGAUGUUUUUGAUUCUCAUGUUACGCUGCAUGAGACUCGGUGUUUUAAGGGAGUCUGGUAUGACAAGGAUGGUGGAUCAGUGAAGGCACAAGUGGUUGGAACAACGGAGCCGGUGGAUUGGAAGACUUUCCGGGAGAACUUGGACUGGCGGCCGAAGUAUGGGCAUGGGACUUAUUAG